CGAUGGGAAAACGGGAUGUUCAAGUCCUCUUCCUGCUUUUUUUUUUUUUGUGGCUCGGUGUGUUUUUGUUCAUCAUGGAGGGGAGAGGAAGUGCCGUCAAUACUCCCGCCAGCAGACCUGUUACUCGUAGAAGCAAAAGUUAUGGUCGGAGUUGUGUAGAGGCAUCCUCAUAUUUCUGGCAAACACCAGGACAUUUAGCAGUCUUGAAGAUCCCAACCAGUAGAGGGACUGCCAAAUCACAAACAAUCACUAAUAAGGUUGACCCUGAGCAUAUUGCUCUUCUGGUAAAAAAUGAGUGGAAGCUGUCCUUCAUCACCCCUUUGCAUCACUUCAGACAUACACAGCUGAAAUCAUAUUCCAAACAUCUUUCAGCCUUCAUUGUAGCAGAGAAACAGCACGGAGUUGCAGUUGAAGUCGGGCUAGAAGCAGGAUUUAAGGUCACGUUUAUUGCAGUUCUUGGAUUGGCUGAGACCGAUGAGGAUGCUGAGACUGUUUUCAUUCAGAUCCAGUCCAAACCAGUAUUUGCUGCAGUGGCAGAUGCACCGAAAGUUGUCUGGCGCGGUUGGCUCACAUGUGUCAAUGGUGAUCCGGAGUACCUAAGGUCACUGCCUCCGGAUUUUAUCAGCUUACCUCUGUUUUGCACGAGUGGACCGGAGUCUCUUACAACCCUGGUUAAAUCUUGGUUCGAGAGGGCUUUUGAUUGCAACUUUGGUUCUUUGGCUUUAAACUCCACCACUCUCAAUUGGCUGGCUGCUCUGUGGACUGGUUGCCAUCCCACCUGCAAUAUCAGGCAUCUGAAACUGGCCUGGAGCCUUCCGACACAGCCACCCCUGGAUGUCUCGUAUACAGUUAACCCACGGGAUGCGUGGGAACUCUGGAACAGCAUUCACCCAGAGGAGAGUACAGAUGACCUGAUCGACAUUAAAGAGGUCCAGUCUUUCAUCAACGGGCUGGAGACUCAUUUUUUCAGACACUUUAAGAUCUACCUGUCUGCUGGCACACUUGUAAAAGUAUCUACCGUUCUGGGAUCAGCACAUCUUGAUGGGAAAAUCAAGAUCGGAAACAGUGACUACAUCACCACCUUACUUACCCUGCUGACAGAAUGUGCUCUUUUGAAAAUGGCAACCUAAAAUCUGCUUCCUACUUUAGAUUUGUAAAUGCAUUUUUGGUUUGUUGGGUUUUUUUUUUUUUUAUUUCUAUGCCAUCUAAACUUUUAUAUCUUUUAAAGCUUGGCGUCUCAUAUUUAUUUUUUUGUGCUGUAAAAUGUCUGUUUGUUUUCCAGCUUUUAAAAUUGAACUUUUUAUUCUGUUUUCAGAUGCCUGUUUUCUUUUCUUUAACUUACUAGAGUUUUAUCAAGACAAAUAACAUUAGAUCAGUCCAUAAGGCUUAUAUUAAUGUGAUACAACUCAUUUAUCACAAAUAAAUCUGAUUAUCAACUGUGUAAAUUUAUCCCAACUACAUGUAUAGGUUCUUAAUUUAGUUCACACAAAUAGGCAUUAGUAUGUCUAUUAGUAUAUUGUAACAUGUUUAUAUUUUAUACAAACAUUUUGAACCCUUUAAAGUAUGUAAAUCACUUAGGGAUAUUUGUUAUCUUUACACAAUGAAUAGUGGCUUGAUUUUGGUUGUUUAGAUGUGUUUUGAUUCAGGGCCUCUGAAAUUUUCUGAUUACGUUUUACUAGCAGUGCCAACAAUGUCAGAAUCGAACAAUCUAAAUAUAUAACAUUUUACAAAGCAUGUAGGUAGAACUGGCAAGCAGAAGUCUGUUCUAAUGUUAGCUUGGAUUUUAAAAGAUCGGUUUCUUAUUUUGUAAUUUAUUUAAAUCGACUGUGUUGUUGCAUAUUACUUUCUUUAAUUUGCACUCAAAACAUCUUUCAUUAAAACAUUUACAUCAGAAAAGGACCUAAGAUGUGCAUAACAACGUAUUUGAAUAGUUACCUUUCGUCUCUCAAUAAAGCACAAAUCUAAGUAGAAUUUUUUUUAUUUAUAUUUUAACAUAUCUCCAAAUUCGUUCAAGGAAAAAUUGGACAUUUAGAUUCGAGUCUAAAUCAGUGGUUCUCAAGCAGGAGGCUACAAGAUGACUUAAAAUUAUUUAAAAUAAGUUAUAUGCUUAAGUUAAAUGCUAAAAAUUACUAUAAAGCAUGUUAAAUGUGAAGAACAGAGUCCUUGGAAUUGAUUUAAUUACAAAAAUCACUGUUAUUCCUAUUGUAUCUAUUGACACUCCUAGUUUCAAUUCAAAAUUUUUUUAAAAAACAAGCUGCUUUGUCAUCAUUACAGCAGAAGUACCAGAGAAAAUAUUGUCUUGAACAAUGGGGGGCCUCAGAGUCAAGAAGGUUGAGAACCACUGAUCUAAACCUCAUGGAAAAGGUUGAUCAACUAUAAACACAAUUUCAAUAUUGACUGCAAACAUCUGGACUACUUUUCUUUGGAUAUUUUAUUUACACUUUCAAAGUUUUGAAAUGUAUUGACAGUUGAACAUCUUUAAAAUUAAAUAAGAUAAGAUCAUGGAAGAUAUACUUUAUGUAACCGUAUUUCAACACCAAGAUUAGAACACGUACCUGUCCUGUGGGAAGAAAAAAAAAACUUCAUUUAAAAAAAUAAAUAAAUAAAAUGUAAGGGCAGUUGUAACAUUUCAAAGAGAUUCAUCCCAUAUUCAGUAACAAGCUUAACAUUACAUUUCUGACCAUACAUGCAGGCUACUACUGCAAACCUGUUUGUUCUUAAAUUUCAGAUUAUGAAAAAUCUAUUUUUAUCUUGGGUCCUCAUACUUGCAUAAAAUAAUACAUCCAACAAGAUAAAACAAAAUACAAACUUUAAUAGAAAAGAUAGAGUGGAUUAAAGUGCAUGGACUGAUUCAUUGAUGCAUUCGGUUGUAUAAAAGUAAACAAAUUGAUAUGUCAAACCUGUUUUUGACUGCUUCAUUAGAUUGCAAUGUUUCAGGAGGGACUGCAUUUUCAGUACACCAAAGAAAGAGA
Sinocyclocheilus anshuiensis is the source of this 2972-nucleotide messenger RNA. RefSeq names its product centromere protein L-like. Lineage: Eukaryota; Metazoa; Chordata; Actinopteri; Cypriniformes; Cyprinidae. The record is from RefSeq and is a predicted model, not a curated record. The coding region runs from base 3 to 1130 and encodes 375 amino acids. The transcript is spliced from 5 exons.